Molecule: messenger RNA, 687 nt
Organism: Aspergillus fischeri NRRL 181
Lineage: Eukaryota; Fungi; Ascomycota; Eurotiomycetes; Eurotiales; Aspergillaceae
Exons: 2
Coding region: 1-687 (228 amino acids)
Source: RefSeq, a predicted model, not a curated record
AUGUCCACAGGAAAUUUGGGGAUUCACUGGUGUUCCACCCGUUCCAUCUUCAUAUACCACGACGAAGUUCAGGUGCAUGUCUUACCACUUGCGCGGGGGCUUCUCUCCCAAGUUUCUGCCCGUGCAUCUAUCACUGCCCUGCCGCUUGCCACUGCAACCGGCACGGGCUUCAAGUAUAUUCGGUCCAUCGACGGAUGCGCUCUGGGUACCGGUGAUGGAAAGGAUGCCGCAAAAGCCGUAAUAGAAAGAUAUAUCGCACGCUGUCUCUUCCGUAAGUUGUCGCGGGAGAUAUCUAAAGAACACUGCAACGGUCCUUUCCGGCUCUACUGCGAUGACCUUCGUCCCGACAACAUCCUGGCGGAUUCAGAUCUUGUCGUCACGCGGGUUCUUGACUGGGAGUUUGCCUAUGCUGCCCCUGUUGAGUUCACGUAUGCUGCUCCUUGGUGGCUCCUGUUAGAGCGCCCAGCGGAUUGGGAGCCUGACCUGGACGAGUUCUUGGUGCGCUUGGUGCCAAGAUUCUGUUCUUUCCUUGAUGUGCUCAGAGACUGUGGAACAAGGAUGAUUGAGUGUGGUUCUUUGUCAGAAUCCCAGCGGCUAUUAAUCUCCAUGGAGAAGUUAUUUGACUUAGGGCUGUUUUGGAUCUGUCUUGCUUCACGGCACAGCUAUAUGUUUGAUGAAAUUUAUUAG